ACUAAAUACUUUUUGCCCCACUGUACAUCAGUCAGGCACUAGUGGUCCUCUCUCAUUGACAUGUGUUGGGUACAUCUAUCAUAGGAUGUUAGGGGUGGGGGUCACCAUGUUUUUUCACACUGUCUCAUCUUUGCACUGCCAGCCACAUUACGUUAGCAUAAUGUUCUCAUAACUCUGCAGUGACACUAUGUUCACUGGUUUGACCUUCUGAGGCACACAUCCCAUCCCUCACACAUGCUCCUUGAUUGCCAGAUGGUGUACUCAUGGUUAUAGAUGCUAAUUAUCCUGAUGUACGGGAAUAUGACACUGUCGUUAGAACUGGUUUGGCCAGGCAGGGCUGGGAACAGCAACUAAUCCAGACCAACACCAUAUCCAUAUCAUAAUGUGAAAACCUGAGAAGGGAGGGAAGAGGAGGGGAGAGAAAUGCAGUCAGAGGAAACUCAACUCUGUCAUAGUGUAAGGAUGAGUACAGACAGAGAUUGGGAGGGAGGAGAGAGCGGGAGAGCUCUCAAAGUCACAUUCACAUUGCAGAUAAACACACACCCUCAUUUAUUCAGGUGUAGACGUCAGAUAUAACAGGAGUGAAAUAUGUUCACAUUUAACAGCGAACAUCCUCACUCUAAAUUCUGUGAUUUGAAGCUAUGCAGUGUAACUCAAGGGAGUGGUUGACGAACGUAUAGUUUUUUUUAUUACCAGGACAUUGUCACAUACCGUAGAUCAAUGUUAGAACAUGUCAUAUCUAUUUCUACAUCCAGGAUGUUUAUAAAUACAAGGUAGUGCGUAGAGGCUGGUGUGUCCCUGGCGCUCUGUUACAAAACCCCCUCCAACCUGCACUGCAGAACUUUCUCUGAUCUCCACAAGCACUAUGGCAAAAGUGCCUGCGUCUGCAUUCACAGUCAGGAGAGGGGAGGGGGAGAGAGAGAGGGAGGCAGACGGGGAGGGGGGUUAAGAGGAGGCUACGAAAGAGAGAGAGAGAGAAAGAGAGAGGGACAGACAGGCACUGAGCCAAGAGAGAGAUUGUGCAGGGGAAAGUUGAGAGCGAGCCAGAGGGGCAGGCUUGCAGGCAAAGGGAAGAAGAAACUGGGGCUCUGCUAUCCAGGAAGAAGAGAAAGGACCGUCAGAACCAGCAGCCACCAGCCACCAGGGUUACUGCAGCAGCACUCCUCCUGUCCAUUCUCUACCUUGUUCUCUCUUCGCUCUCUUCUCUCACUCUCUCCCCCCUCCUCUUUCUCUCUCUCUUUUUCUCUUCUCUCUCGCUCUCUCUCUCUUCUCCCUCUCCUUUCUCUUCUCCCCCCCCCCCCCUCUCACUGACUGGGACUGCAUCGUGCCUUUCUCUGCAGAGGAAUCGCUGGCUGGUGGAAUCUCCUUGACUGCACCCUGACUGGCUGUGCGCAGUGAUUCUCCCCUGGCUCAGCUCCUCUGCUCUGCCGUGUGUUCUGACUCAGCUGUGCUGUGUAGUCAGGCUGCUGGUCCGGCUUCUCAGGGAAUACAGCCACAGGAAGAGUCUUCAUGACAGGAGUGUUGGUGGUUGGCAGGCAGACGCACCGCUACCAGGACUGGAUAACAACACAGUGGGACGUGGUGCCUCGGUUGUGACCAGAUCAGUCGCACAGGCACAACAAACAACCAGACCAGGGGGAUUCAGGUUUACACAGACCUGACCAGUUUCUGAGGGGAUAACUCCAGCCCAACGGACCCUGGGCUGGAUCCCACAGCAGGGGGUGUUUUGGACGGGAUCGGAGUGCCAUGGAGGUUCAGGAGAGUGGGCCUGAGGAGCCCAGGUCCAAGUAUCUGUUGUCCUCACACACCACCUGGCCCCGGACCAGCCUGAUCAUCACUUUGCUGCUCAGUGUGUGGUCUGCUCAGGGCCUGGAGAUGUCCACAGGGAAGGUCCCGUUCCUGGAGGCGUUGAAUGGCAGUACUGUGAUUCUACCCUGCACCUACGCCAGCUGUAUCGGCAUCAAAAACCUCUACUUCAACUGGCAGUACAACGACAACGGCACUAUGCAGAAGGUGUGUGAGUCUGUGAUUCCGUUAGACGGGAUGGAUCCCCAUCCAGUGAGUAUCUUCCGGGAGCGGGUGGAUUUUAUCGGCACCGGUGAUCACAACAACAUCUCCAUCCUGCUUUGGAACAUCACCUUUGAGGACGAGGGCCAGUACACCUGCUUCGGACGCAACCCCAAAGAGAAGGGCAAGAACCACAGCGCUAUCUUUACCCUUGUCGUGGUGGACGAGUUACGAGUGGUGGACAACACUCUCACCAUCAUAAUUGCUUCUGCAGUGGGCGGAGCCAUCGCCCUGCUGAUGACUUUCAUGCUGGUGAAGAACUUCAUCCUCUUCGUUCUCUUCAAAAUCGAGGAGAAGAAAAAGAUCGAGUGCCUUGUACAAUCUUCCUCAGCAGAUGAAACAAACAAUGUCUCAGGAUCCAAAACUUCGAAACCAACGACACCAAAGAAGAAAUGAGAGUACUUGCAUGUAUGUACAACCAUAUAUAAAUAUACAGUUAUAUCUAUGCAUAUAUUUACAUGCACAAACAUGUGUAUGCACUCGUGACUCCAUGGGCAGGUUUCUUGGGCAGGUUUUUUGGACUGAGAAGCACGUCUGAUGGAGAUUCUUCAUUGAAAGUGUUUGUUAGUCCAAUAAGCUUAGGCUGUGUCUGGGAAACCACCCCCAUAUGUUCAAGUUGGUAUAUUGUUUAAAAAAAAAUCUUAAACCUAGGACCGUUUUUCAUAUGAUAAUAAAAAACACAAAAAGUGAUUAAUUGAAUAUACGCUUGAGACAGGGAAUAACGCAAUGUAAUAAUGUUGUUUAAACUGUGCUGGAUCCUCCUCUUUUCACCAACCGUACUACUCUUGGCUUAACUGAAACGGUCUACAAAUUAAAAUAUUGUGUUUUGUAGAAACACACAGUCUAAUUCAAUCUCCAGUGACAUUUUGCCACGUCAGAUUCAGCUUAUUCAGUAAUGCUCUGAUUCACAUAGAGUUGAGUUUAGUGUUGUUUAGAUAGAAUACAAUGAUAUUAACUCUGCCUAUCCAAAAGUGAUUAAUUAAGCUUAUUUUAUAAUAUUUAGAAACUAAGGUCUUUAAAAGGGUGAUGCUGUGGUGAGACGUGAGAAAGGAUCCAGUUCAGAACUUAAUACACAUUCUUUGCUUGAUAUAAAGCACUGGUGCCUGUUAGCGCUUCUAUCUUCCUCUGCUGAUAGGAAGACUAAAUACUGCAAAACCAUUUACCAAACGCAGAAAAACGCAAGUGAAUAAUACUGCAAGCUGAUGAAUGAAAUUAUAGACAAUCCCUUGAAACCAACCCACUAGAAAAAAAAUGAACCUCUACUAAUGCUGCUUUUAAGACAAAUAACCUUUUUAAUGCAUUUAUAAGCAUGUGAAACCCCAGGGCAGAUUUAGAGACACAAUGCUUGACAAUAGACAUGUACUCUCUCUUGUGUUCCUUUCCGGAAUCCAAGAUUUAACCACAUAUAAUGUGGUAAGUUCUGUCUGCUUUGAACCUGGAUCUAAAUCUCCUCAUAUCAUGCCAAACCCUGCUACAUCCAGUGUGCCAAGGCUAUGCACACUAUUUGGUAAAGUGGGUCUUCUGGCAUGAACAUUAACCCCCCCCCCCAACAGAAAUAUCCGCCACAUUUCUUAUAGUAAGUAAUUUACAAAUGGAUCUCUCUUUGCUGUACAGAGCACAUACACACACAUUCAUGUUUUUACACACUGCAAUAAGUACUCAGCAGAAUUUAUGAUGGUUCAUUCAUGGCUCAUGAUUCAACACAAAUUCACCAUCUGCAAAAAAACAGAUAUCGAUCAGCUACAGUCAUUACGGAAACCUCCACUAACUACACCAUAAAGAGAUGCAUGGAGCAGCAUUUAGGUUGCAGGUAGCGUGAAAGACUGGAACCGAUCUUUACUAGACAGUGUAGAAUAGACACACAACUAAUAUCUCAUAUUCAGCCCAUUUAUUUUGCCAAACUGGGAUAACCCUGAGAAACCCACGUCUGAUCAGGAAUGGACUGGGAUAACCCUGAGAAACCCAUGUCUGAUCAGGAAUGGACUGGGAUAACCCUGAGAAACCCACGUCUGAUCAGGAAUGGACUAGGAUAACCCUGAGAAACCCAUGUCUGAUCAGGAAUGGACUGGGAGAAAAUCCAUAUCUGAUCAGGAAUGGAAUGUCAUUGACUAGCAAUGGAAACACAUUGCUAGUGAACUACAAUGUCAAGAUACAAUAGUUGUUUUGAAGAUACUUCCAGUGUGUGACAAAAUUGUGGAAAAACCAUGUUCAGGGAAGAAAUUCACGUCUAUGUCCAUUGUCCAGGACCUUGCUGAAUCUGUCAUUGUAUAAACAUAACAAAUAUACCUCCCUCAAUCACUUGCUGAACCUGUUUCUAAUGUGGACAACCCCUGGUGUUGCUGUUCCCAUAGCAUAGCCCUUCAAAUAAAUGCACUGGCUUGUAGCAAUAGCAGGAGGAUAUUUUGGGCACUUUACCGUAGAUAUGUAUAUUCUUCGGCUGUGCUAGACAUGUGUGUAAACAGAGAUGUGUUGUAUCGGUGGAGCAGUGAGUGAAUGAACCUAAAUGUAUAUUUAACAUGAGGGUAAAGUUGAAUGAAUGAUCUUUGCUGUCUUAGAUGAGAACAGACCGACACCAUGGUUUGGCCAUUGACAGUAGUACAUGUACUAUCUCUGGUUGGACAUGGCUUUGAGCUUGUGGCACUGAAUCCCUGGCUGAUUCAUACUCUCCUAAGAUAACAGUGAUACUAUGCAAACACAAACACCACUACGGAGAGGAAGACAUCCACGCACUGUAGGACAGGCUGCUGCAGUUCCCUCAAUGGGAUUUGCUUUCGCAAAGCUGCCCUGACAUCACAUCAACAUAACUAUACUGUAGCUACUGCAGGAUUCCAAUAAACCAUUUUGAGUUCCUUUUACUGUGAUAAUGUAAGCAAUAAAAAUGACAAGAGCAACAGUAAUCAAAGUGGCAUAUGAGAUAUGGAGUUGAUCCAGGGUAGAUGAGGAACAUAGGCUUAUAGUGCAAGGCUAUUCAGUCCUUGAGGUCUGCAGCACUGCUAGUUUUCAUUGUUUUUAAACGGAGACUGUCUGGUUCAGACCUGUGAAAUCACCUGUAUAGAGAUUCUGGCCAAUCAAUUAAGUACAAAGGAGAAGUACAUAGUGCAGACCUUUCUGCUCAGAUUUGAAUACUUAUUUUGCCUGUAAUGCACUGAUGUAUAAGCUUUCCCUUCUCACUCUGGGAAGCUAGCCUCUUUUUUCUGUUACUACAGUAUGUGGCCCUUUUUUGUCAAUGUUUGGAAGGCACAUAGUUGUAUCUUCUCUCAUGUCAAGUGUAGGUCUGUUGUGAUGUGUUAAAAGACCUUCAAAGGUUCCUGAAUGUUAGAACCUAUGGAGCUAUGCAAUAUACAGUGUAAUUUCAAGGAGCAACAUGUAAGAUGUAAGCCAUAAAUCCAAUUGCAUCAUGUUUUUUUUUUUAAAGGCGACUGCUUACAAAUGACAUAGUACAGCUUACCGUAUCACAAUCCGAAAAAGAUUUGUACUGCUAAUGUUCUUGCUAUUGUUGUCAACCUCACAAACGAGAACCAAUCGUAAUGCAGGAAGUUGUACACAACUAAUUUGCAGCGUCACGCAGCUUUCUAAAAAGUAGAUUUUAUUCUUGUGAUUCCUAUUCCUUUGCUUCUACUGGUAUGUAAUUGACAUUUGGCGCUAGUUGCAGGUGGAAAUGUUACAUGUAUAACCUCUAAACAAAGCCGAACUGUGAAAGUGACUCACGUGUUCUGUUGAAAUGCCCUUACACAGUUCUGGAUGACCUAGUACCAACUGUCUUCCUUGUUCCCUUUAUUUUGACAACUGUACUGAAAACUGGAUAGGUGAAGCAAAAGUUCAAUCUUUGUGGUUUGGAAAUUCUGAGAACACUUUGUUGUGCCAAGUUGUAGUCGCGGAAAUAGUGACCUCAUCCAUUAUUGCACUUAAGACAACAGAAUGUUUGAAUCUAUAAUGUACCCAGACAUUACUGACCCCUUAGUCCCACAUUCAUCUUCCAACUAAUAUGAAUGUACAGCCAUGUUUCUCCUAUUCCCUCAAAUGAUGCCUCCCAUGUAAUCUUUCCAUCAUGCAUAUCUGCUCAAAUAUUAUUUAUUAUAAAAAGCCACAAGAAUCCAAUAAACUUUUGUAUAUAACA
This is a messenger RNA of Oncorhynchus kisutch (coho salmon), 6184 nucleotides long. RefSeq names its product sodium channel subunit beta-4. The record is from RefSeq and is a predicted model, not a curated record. The coding region runs from base 1747 to 2463 and encodes 238 amino acids. Gene Ontology annotation, cellular component: voltage-gated sodium channel complex; plasma membrane. The transcript is spliced from 6 exons. Lineage: Eukaryota; Metazoa; Chordata; Actinopteri; Salmoniformes; Salmonidae. Gene Ontology annotation, biological process: regulation of sodium ion transmembrane transporter activity; cardiac muscle cell action potential involved in contraction; regulation of ventricular cardiac muscle cell membrane repolarization. Gene Ontology annotation, molecular function: transmembrane transporter binding; sodium channel regulator activity.